UUUGCUUCGUUUGCCUUGUUUCUGCAAAACGUGCUGAACAGGCAAAAUGGAUUUCUCCAAGCUACCCAAAAUCCGUGAUGAGGACAGAGAGGCUUUUGUUGGCUAUGUCCAUGGUGUCUCGGGACCAGUGGUUACGGCUUGUAACAUGGCAGGUGCUGCUAUGUAUGAACUGGUACGAGUAGGCCACAGUGAACUGGUUGGGGAAAUUAUCCGUCUGGAAGGUGAUCUGGCAACUGUCCAGGUAUAUGAAGAAACAUCUGGUGUCUCUGUAGGAGAUCCUGUACUCCGUACAGGCAAACCCCUGUCAGUGGAACUAGGGCCUGGCAUUAUGGGAGCUAUUUUUGAUGGAAUCCAGAGGCCUCUAUCGGACAUCAGUGCUCUCACCAAAAGUAUCUAUAUCCCUAGAGGUGUCAAUGUGUCAGCUUUGAGCCGAGAUGUCAAAUGGGACUUCACACCUUCCAAAAACUUACGGGUUGGCAGCCACAUCACUGGUGGAGAUAUUUAUGGUGUAGUGAAUGAAAACUCACUCAUCAAACACAAAAUUAUGUUGCCCCCACGGAACAGGGGUACAGUUACAUACAUUGCUCCACCAGGAAACUAUGACACCUCAGAUGUUGUCUUAGAGUUGGAGUUUGAAAGCGUGAAAGAGAAGUUCACUAUGGUUCAGGUCUGGCCUGUACGUCAAGUCCGUCCCGUUACUGAAAAGUUACCAGCCAAUCAUCCUUUGUUAACUGGCCAGCGGGUCCUGGAUGCGCUCUUCCCGUGUGUACAAGGGGGUACCACAGCUAUUCCUGGGGCCUUUGGCUGUGGGAAGACUGUGAUCUCGCAAUCUCUCUCAAAAUACUCCAACAGUGAUGUCAUCAUUUAUGUAGGUUGCGGAGAGCGAGGAAAUGAAAUGUCUGAGGUACUGAGAGAUUUCCCUGAGUUGACAAUGGAGGUUGAUGGUAAGGUAGAAAGCAUCAUGAAGAGAACAGCUCUAGUAGCAAAUACCUCCAACAUGCCAGUGGCUGCUAGAGAGGCCUCUAUCUAUACUGGAAUCACAUUGUCCGAGUAUUUCCGAGACAUGGGCUACCAUGUGAGUAUGAUGGCAGACUCUACUUCCCGAUGGGCUGAGGCCCUCAGAGAAAUCUCAGGCCGACUGGCUGAAAUGCCAGCUGACAGUGGUUAUCCAGCCUACCUUGGUGCCCGUCUGGCCUCUUUCUAUGAGCGAGCUGGCAGAGUGAAGUGUCUGGGAAAUCCUGAAAGGGAAGGCAGUGUCAGCAUUGUUGGAGCUGUCUCUCCCCCAGGUGGUGACUUCUCUGACCCUGUCACAUCUGCUACUUUGGGCAUCGUUCAGGUUUUCUGGGGCCUGGAUAAGAAGCUGGCACAGCGCAAGCACUUUCCCUCUGUCAACUGGCUGAUCAGCUACAGCAAAUACACACGUGCCCUGGAUGAGUACUAUGACAAACAUUUUACAGAGUUUGUCCCCCUCAGGACAAAGGCCAAAGAGAUCUUACAGGAAGAAGAGGACCUUGCAGAGAUUGUGCAGCUUGUGGGGAAGGCUUCCUUGGCAGAAACAGAUAAAAUCACCUUAGAAGUUGCUAAGCUGAUAAAAGACGACUUCUUGCAACAGAAUGGUUAUACACCUUAUGACAGAUUCUGCCCUUUCUAUAAAACGGUGGGAAUGCUUUCCAAUAUGAUUGCUUUUUACGAUAUGGCACGCCGUGCUGUAGAAACCACAGCCCAGAGUGACAAUAAGAUUACAUGGUCCAUCAUUCGAGAGAACAUGAGUGAAAUCCUCUACAGGCUCACAUCCAUGAAAUUCAAGGACCCUGUCAAAGAUGGUGAAGCAAAAAUCAAGGCAGACUAUGCUCAGCUGUUUGAGGAUAUGCAGAAUGCAUUUCGCAGUCUGGAAGACUAGACUCUGCCUCUGUGACCACUCCAGUUUGUCCUCUCAAUUCUUCAUCUCAACUCCUCAGCUUCCCUACCUUGCCAGAUUGAUGCAACAGUACUUGAGUUAAAAUAGUCUAUGUUUGCUUGUUCAUACUUCUUGUCUUUACAAAACAUUCCUUUUAGUUUGUGUUCGGCCUUUUGUGUGUCUGAAAUGGUGAGUGAAGUGUGAAUGAGCCUGGCUGAGUGAGGAAAUAUUGUAUGCUUCUAGGGUGGGAAACACUUUACCUUGC
This is a messenger RNA of Tinamus guttatus (white-throated tinamou), 2162 nucleotides long. It is a transcript of the gene ATP6V1A, whose product is annotated as ATPase H+ transporting V1 subunit A. The record is from RefSeq and is a predicted model, not a curated record. Gene Ontology annotation, molecular function: ATP hydrolysis activity; ATP binding; proton-transporting ATPase activity, rotational mechanism. Lineage: Eukaryota; Metazoa; Chordata; Aves; Tinamiformes; Tinamidae. Gene Ontology annotation, biological process: ATP metabolic process; proton transmembrane transport. Gene Ontology annotation, cellular component: proton-transporting V-type ATPase, V1 domain; lysosomal membrane.